AGGCAAGCAUAAAUUCAGAAAGAAGUGUAGCAGGGUGGUCUGCGUGCCUUUGGGAAUUAUUGAGUGCAUGAGUCUGCCACUUUAUACAUAGGAGCUGGGCGUCAUUUACACAUAAUAACGAACUAGGGACUCUAUUUGAAGGUCCUCUGUCAAUUUUAAAUGAUUGUUUCAAUUUGUGGUUAUCGCAAUGAGUGCGACCGUUGCUUCAGAGAGCUGCUUUCUGUCUGCCCUACAGCCCAUCACCGCGGUCACCACUUAUGCAGUCCCGUCCGAUGUGCAGUUGGGACCGAGGUGUUCCAUAAUGGACGAGGUGGAAAGGGCUAAGAGGGUUCAACAACAAGUCAAUUUGCGCCUCGCCGAAAAGAAGUAUUCUACCCUCACACGGCUGAACGGCUCGAACUGCAUUUCCCCAGACCAUGGUGGCACAAUGAGAUUUAACACGUACCACCCCGGAUUCAGAUCUAAGUCAAUGGUGUAUAACACAGGGAGCUGGACCAUGAAGAUGUCCCCGGUAUCAAAGCAGUACUUGGGAGGUGGGUACUCGUCUCGCUCAGCGGUGGAGUUAGGACCCAGAUAUAGAAUCAGCCAGCCUCCAGUCAACAUUGGCUACCUCCACCAUGACGACAUCCAGCUGGGUGGCUACCAGACCAGCCGGACGAGGACCGCCAGGUCCAGAUCAGUUUGUCAGGCUGACCAAGAGGUGAUGGUCCAAGGUGUAGGAGGCCUGCUCACCCUGCCCCACCAGCAGCCCAACCCAGUGACGAUGAGGCGCACCCUCAGUGGAACCCUGGCGGGAGAUGGUAGCGGUGGGUGGAGAGAGGCGGAGCUAGUUUACCAGCCCUCCUACAGAGGCCCCGCCCACCGUACCAUUAGUCGCAUCAACAACAGACAACAGCAGCAGCAACAAUUGAGCUCAGCGUCUGGGCUGCAACAGUGGCAGCAGGUGUCUGGCGGGGGCAGUGGCAGUGUGUACGGAGGCUGGGGGCAGUACCAGAACUCCCUGCCCCGACUGGCCUCCUUUCACAGCAUAAAGAGUGUGGAGAAAGGCAUGGACGUGCCUGAUGGAGGCAGCGAUUCAGCUGACAGCAAUCAGAAACUCAGAGGAAUGCACAGUUUAGACAUACCCACCGCGGUCAACUAUCUCUUCAUGUCCGACACAGACAUGCAGGUGCUGGGAGCAGCCUACAUCCAGCACCAAUGUUACCAUAGCAGUGAUGCCAAGAACCAGGUGCGUCUGCUGAAGGGUGUCCCAGCCCUGGUGCAGCUCUUCAGCAGUGACAGCCAGAAGGUCCAGUGCUACGCUACAGGCGCUACACACAACCUCAUCUAUGAGAACAUGGACAACAAGGCGGCCCUCAUUGAGGCCGAGGGAAUAACCAAGCUCAUCAGUGUCCUAAACGAACCAGAUGAGGAGCUUCGCAAGAACAUCACUGGUAUUCUGUUUAACAUGUCCUCUAAGGAGAGUCUGAAGGAGAAGUUGGCCAGAGAGACAUUGAGUGAGCUCACAGAGAGGGUGCUGGUGCCCCUGUGCAGUGGUGGAGAUUCAGAGCUGAUCCGUCAGAGUCCAUCUGAGGCAGACAUCUUCUACAACACCUCAGGCUGCCUGAGGAACCUGAGCUCAGUGAAUGAGAGGACGAGGCAGCAGAUGAGAGACACGCGAGGGCUGGUGGACUCGCUGGUGGCCUACAUCCAGAACUCCCUUCAGGAUGAGAAAUCAGAGGACAAAGGUGUAGAGAAUGCAGUGUGUGUCCUGAGGAACCUGUCUUAUCAGCUGUACAGUGAGAUACCUCCCUCAACCCUACUGCGACUGGAGGGGCCUACGUGGGCCAGAGACACUACUGGGACUGAGUCCAUUGGCUGUUUCACCCCACAGAGCAAGAAGGCAAAAGAGCGAUGGAACCAGGAACUGUCCACCUCAGAGGUGGCUAAGCAGCCGAAGGGGGCGGAGUGGCUGUGGCACCCCCAGCUGGUGGGGCUGUAUAACCGCGUGCUUCAGCACUAUGAGGCCAACACGGCAACACGAGAGGCUGCAGCAGGGGCCCUGCAGAACAUCACAGCCAGAGAGACCAGGUGGGCGUCAGUGCUGAGUUGGGUGGCUUUAGAGCAGGAGCGGAUGCUGCCUGUGGUGCUGGACCUCCUGCAGACACAAAGCGACCAGGAGAUGUGUUCCCUCACUGGCCUCCUGAGGAACCUGUCCCGACACAGAAACAAGAACGACAUGACUACGAAGGUAGUGAACGUUCUGGUGACCAAGCUCCCCAGUGAUGGCCACCAGAAGGAACCUUCAGGUGAAGUGGUGGUCAACAUAUGUGGGAUCCUCAACAACCUGGUUGCAGGCAGCUCACUAGCAGCGAGAGACAUCACCUUCUUUGAUGGACUCCCCAAACUUGUUGCAAUCAAGUCUUCCCACAAUAGCAGCUCAGGGAAGCGGAAGGCUGCCAAGGCUGCUUCCACGGUACUCUUCAACAUGUUCCAGUACAACAAGCUGCAUAAAGAUUAUAAACAGAAAGGGUUCACGAAGUGUGACUUCACCGACACGGCCAUUUAGAACAGACGGCUUGGCCCGUUGACUGGAUUCAUAUUCUGGACCUGUUGGUAGAGCCAGCAGCAGGACCCCCACAAUGAACCUGACACCUCUGGUCUCAAAUGAUGCAUUGAUGGAACCUGAAUUAUUCUGAAUGUAUUUACCGGCCGCCAUGGACUGAGGAGAAGCAGCUUUUCUUUACUCAAUAUUUUUUUUAAAUUAUCACAUUUUAUUGGUCUUUCAAAAUGGACUGCUUUACCAGCUUAAUAUUUGUAUUGCCAUGAGAGUGUGUUGGAUGACUGAGGAAUCUUCACUUCAGGACGGUGUGUGUGCGUGGUGCAUGCCUGUGUGCAUGCAUAUGUGUGAAUGUUUGCUUAGUGGACUCAUCCCGUAAAAGGCAUUGGAUGCCUCUUUUCAUCUCUGGUACCAUAUGGGCUCAACCUGCCAUUCCUACAGACAUACUGUGAAUACAACCCUCUAGAUGUUAUUAGUUCUACAGUACAUGGAUGCUUCACUAAAAGACAAGAUACAGGAUGGGUGCCCUCCAAACUCCCAUUUGACCUAAUAAUCACCAGAGCAUUUUAAAGAGCCCCUGCUUUUAAUCACCCCAGUCUCCACUUCAUGGUGAAACAAUGUUUUCCGGUUCCAUCCAAGGAGCCUCUUCUGUGUUUAUUUCCACCCCAAAUAACUAACAAUAAACAGCAUCUGACAUGACCAGACAGUUGUUCCCAGUGUAUCCUUUUCGAAUUAAAAUAAAAUUAUCUUACCCUUC
Oncorhynchus kisutch (coho salmon) is the source of this 3296-nucleotide messenger RNA. RefSeq names its product plakophilin-3-like. The coding region runs from base 188 to 2548 and encodes 786 amino acids. The transcript is spliced from 13 exons. Gene Ontology annotation, molecular function: protein binding. Gene Ontology annotation, biological process: cell-cell adhesion. The record is from RefSeq and is a predicted model, not a curated record. Gene Ontology annotation, cellular component: nucleus; cytoplasm; adherens junction. Lineage: Eukaryota; Metazoa; Chordata; Actinopteri; Salmoniformes; Salmonidae.